Messenger RNA from Durusdinium trenchii, 1875 nucleotides. Lineage: Eukaryota; Dinophyceae; Suessiales; Symbiodiniaceae. The record is from the annotation of a GenBank genome assembly.
AUGGCAGGAAACUUCAAGGUCUGUGUGGUUGGCGGUGCAGGCGGCAUUGGCCAGCCGCUGAGCAUGCUCAUGGCCAUGGACCCCAACGUCUCCGAGCUCUGCGUGUAUGAUUUAACCAUGGCGAUGGUGCCAGCAGAAGGUGUUGCUGCCGACCUGUCACACUUGAACAUGAAGUGCAAGGUCAAGGGCUAUGCGUUUGACAAGGAUGACAAGGCAAUUGACAAGGCUGGCGAUUGUUUGACUGGCUGUCAUUUGGUGCUGGUGCCUGCGGGUGUACCUCGAAAGCCUGGGCAGGACAGAAAGGACCUUCUCAACAUCAAUGCUGGUAUCGCCAAGAACAUUGUAGAAGCCUGCGCCAAGUUUUGCCCAGAGGCUGUGGUUGGGCUCAUCGUCAAUCCAGUGAAUUCUGUGGUGCCUGCCAUGUGCGAGAUGUGGAAGAAGAAGGGUGAGACUUCUCAGAGUUCAGCUUUUAUCACCACGCUCGAUGUGGUCCGCGCCGACAAGUUCGUCCACGAGAUGACGGGGGCGCCCAUGAGCGACGUCUCGGUGCCCGUGAUCGGAGGCCAUGCUGGCACCACCAUUUUGCCACUCUUCUCGCAGUGUCAGGUGGGCAUGACUAUCCCUGCGGACAAGAUCCCAGACUUGGACAAGAAGGUUCAGGAUGCUGGCACGGUGGUUGUCGCGGCCAAGAAUGGAAAGGGCAGCGCCACCUUAUCCAUGGCCUAUGCCGGAGCACGCUUGGGCAAGGCUGUCCUGGCCGGCCUGAAUGGUGAAGUGGUCACCGAAUGCGCCUACGUGGAAUCGAAGAUCACUGACUUGCCCUACUUUGCUUCCAAGGUGACUUUUGGCAAGCAGGGUGUUGAAACUGUCCACCCCUUGGGCGACCUCAACGACUACGAACAAGGCCGCCUCAAGGCGCUUCUGCCCGUUUUGAAGGAGGAGAUCGAAGCUGGCCUUGACUAUGAUGUUGCGUGGAUGCAAAAUGAGCUUCGAUAUUUGGAGCGGCUCCUGGCAGCCCUGCCAGCCAGUGAGCUGAGGAAAGAGGUUGCACACCUCCGGCGUACCUUUGAUUCCCUGGGCUCCAGUCGUGCUCUUGACACGGAGGCUGAACAUGGGGAACAGCGGGAUGCCGCGCUGGCGCUGCAAGAUACAGACGCCUCCUCCAAAUCUUUGCAGCACCUUGCAAGCUUUCUAUACCCGCAAAAAGAGCCUCGCAAAGCAGAGGAUGAGGUUCGAGUUCUUUCUGCAGAAGGCUCCCUAUCCUCAGAGCUUUGCCAGCACCCCGUUCUGACCUGCGUGGAAUCCGAUCGGACCAUUGUCAUGGGUAGCUUUGGCCAACUGGUCUCCUGGUCCGAAGAGGAUGAUGCCGCUGAACAAGCGCGAGAGCGAAUGGCCCUCCUGGAGCUUUCACAAGCCGGAGUCAAUUUGCUGGAGUUCACUCACUUCAUCACUGAGAAGCUGGAGCAGGAUCAGGAGACCUUGGAUCUGGUGGAAGAAAAGGUGGCCCAUGCCAGGGACGCGACGCAGGAAGCAGUGGUGACCCUUGCGGGCACAGCUGUCGACGAAGACCGGGAGAGGCGGAUGCUGCUAUGGCCUUCAGCCGGCUUGGUGAUGCUGGGUGGCUUGGUCUUCUGUACUUGCCCUGGUGCAGCACCAGCAUUGCUUUGUGCUGCUGGACGAGGUGCCUUGGUGGUGGGAGCCACGGUUGGUUCAAUGAGAACUUUGAGCAAGUUUCAGAAGCAGAUCAUCACUCAGAUUCAGGAGCAACUACCUCGCGUCUUCCAAAAGCUUCCGGCGGACCAGGUAAAGAUGGAAAAGCAACGUAUAUGGUAUACGGUUUUUGUCGUUUGUAGAGCUGGUGCUGGCACAGCAUAG